Messenger RNA from Saprolegnia parasitica CBS 223.65, 8316 nucleotides. RefSeq lists its product as hypothetical. The transcript has 28 exons. Bases 1 to 8316 code for a protein of 2771 amino acids. NCBI's taxonomy places the organism in Eukaryota, Oomycota, Saprolegniomycetes, Saprolegniales, Saprolegniaceae. Gene Ontology annotation, molecular function: protein binding. The record is from RefSeq and is a predicted model, not a curated record.
AUGAACGCGUCCACGAUCGACUCCCUCGUGCGCACGAUCCGGUUCCCCGACCAGCUUGCCCGUGUCUUCACCGACUUUGUCGGCGUCGUCGACGAGCCGCAGCAGAUCGAGCUGCUCGAUGCGUUGACCUUCAUGGUCAAGCACGAGGCAGCGAACGCGCAAGCGUGCAUCCAAGUCGCUUUCCACCGCCAAAUCGUCGCUUCUCUCGAAGCGCAUGCGCUCCUCCUCGGCUUCUCGCGGCCCAUCUUGAAGAAGAUCCUGGCGCUCUUGAUGCAGAUUGCGCAGUACUCGGUGACGGCCGACGAUAUCCGCGCGAUGCUGCAGGUGUUCCAGUCGCCGCGUUGGAAGGACGUGGCCCCCGACGACAACGCGGUCGCGACCUUUAUCGCGUCCAUGGAAAUGAUGGCCCGGAGCGCGCCAGGGCCGUCGUGGUACCUCGACCUCUCGGGCGACCAGUCGGGCUUUGUCGUGCCCUCGAUGGAGACGGUCACGUUCCCGCCGUCCGGCUACACGCUCUCGACGUGGAUCCGCGUCGAGUCUUCGCCAGGGAUGAACUCGCCCCUGUUUUCGUUUUGCACCGAAGGCAACGUCGGGGUCGAAGUGAGCUUUAUGGACACGACGCUCGUCGUCAAGAGCUUGGAUGUCAAGAAGAACGAGUACAACGAAGCUCAAGUGCCCAACGCUCUCGUCAAGCACCAAUGGCAAUGGAUCUGCAUCGUGCACACGUACCGUCAGUUCCGCGGGUCCAAGCUCGACGUGUAUGUCAACGGUGACGCGCGCCAGUCGUUCCGGUUUGGCUACCCGGCGAUUGCGACGACGCCAGGCACCAAGAUGAAGUGCUACGUGGGGCGCACCAAGAACAACUACAGCCGGUGCCUCAUCGCGCACGUCGGGUCCAUCGCGUUCUUCUCGCAGCCGCUUGCUGCCUCGGUCCUCGAAGGCAUCAAAUCGGCCGACGACUACGAUAAUGUCGUUUUGCAGUUUAACGCUGCCGUGAUGUCGUCGUCGCUCACGGCGUCGGCGCCGCUUUCUGGCGCGGCCGCAGCUCCGUCGGCGCCAACAUCGGCCGGGGCACCCCACGAAGGCCUCGUCUUUGCCUUUGAUGCGCGGAGCUACGACGAGAAGCACAAGCUGCUUUUGGACGCGAGCGGCAACAUGCACCAUGGCGAGAACAUCGGGUCUGCUCCGUCCGUGCGCCUGCGGACAAUCUCGACGUUCAAGGACUCGGUGUGGCAGAUGGGCGGCCCGAUGAUCUUUUUGCCGCUCUUUGUGUCGCCGCUGGCCGAAGCCGGACCGCUGGACCUCAAUGCGUGCCAAACCAUCACGCGCCCGCUUGGGCCGCUCUCGAUCCCCAAGAUGAUCUCACUUCUCGCCGAGACCCUUCGCCAUUCGACGAUCAACAAGUUUGUGUGUCGCCGUAGCCAAACGAUUCCUCUGCUUGCGCUAUUGUUGCGAUCGCUUCCGACGACGUACUUGACGCCCGAUUUACUGAGCACGGUCGAGCGGCUCUUGAGCGCGGUGGCGUCGGACCGGUACCUCAGUGAUGACAUCCAGAAGAACCUGCUGUACAACUUUCAGCUGUGGGUCCCGGCAGCCGUUGAGAUCCAGAACACGAUCUUUGAGAAGCUGCACAUCGCCGUCAUUUCGAUCCGGUACAUGCUGCGCAUGCUCUCAUCGGUCUACUGCAAGUCGAACCUCACGACCAAAUCGCCGGCGGACGCUGCCCAUCUUCGGAACCGCGUUCUUGAGACCAUUCGCAUGCUCUUGUACGACCCUGAGGCGUGGAAGCAAGGCCAGAAAAAGUCGCUCGUCAGUGGCCUCGGCCUUAUCGGCGCGGCGCCACCCUCGUCCAUGAUGCUCUCGUUCGAUGCGGCGCGCACACUUAUCUUCAGCAUGCUCGGAAAGCCGACCAACCCUGACGGCAUCGUCGACGAUGCGAUCAAGGUCGCUGUGAGCGAAGUCGAGAUUGACGCAGGCUCGAUCGCGGAGCACGUGUCGGACUCGGACAUUCCCGACUUGCUGCAAAUCGUCAUCGAUCUGUCGAUCACCGCCGAGACGCAAACCGAGUUUUUGAGCGUCUUUGAGCGGCUUGGGGGUCUUCGCAUCUGGCUGCCGCUCAUUGCGACGGACAACGCACCGGUGCGCCGCAUGACCCUCCGGCUGUUGCGCACGUACAUCAAUUUCAAGUGCAACCUGAACGCGACGCCGACGCUCAAGCCGUCGCUGUCGGCGAUCGAUGUGCGCAUGAUCCUCGAGGCGCUCAACGUGCAAGAGUACCCAUUGCACCUCGGUAGUUUCAACGAGCUCUACUCGCUACUCCUGGGCAUCGACUAUGGCGAUCCCGCGGUGCACCUCUUCCAGAGCGACAGCGACGACGUACACGACCACGCAGCGCUGCUCUCGGAUGCGACAACGACCUCGAACGUCGUGCGGCACCCGAGCAUGCUACUCCCGUUUCUCGAGCUUCUCAAGCAAAGCCCACUGCACAUUCGUUGGGCCGGCUUUGUGUACUGGAAGCUUCUCUUUGGCGACGACUCGAUCGAGUGCACGAUCAACCGCCGAACGCUUCUGCAGUGCUACGCCACGCACGCGUACCCACCUGUCGCGAUCGAAGCCAUGUUUGAGAGCUUUCUCUCGGUGCCACUGCCCGCGAGCGCGACGCUGUUUGCCGACGCGUGUCCGGACGCCGACCAUGCACCGGCGGACACGACGACACUUCAUUUGCGCGAGGUCGUGGCCAAUGCAAGUCUGACGGACACGGAGCGUCUGCGGGCGGCGACUGCCCUUGCGCGGUUCCAGGACCACAAAUACCUUGUCGAUGUGGUCGCGCAGGAUGGCGCGCGCCGCGACCAGUACCGACGCCUCGUGGGCACCAAGGAGACGGGACCUCUCCUCAGCGACCAUCUUCGUACGCACCUCAUGUACCUUCUCGUGUCGGUCGCGCCGGGCGUCGUGCACUCCUUCGUGGGUGGUGCGUGCUUGGAGCUCGCGGCGCAGCUCGUCGUGCUCGAGUUCAAGACCAACGAGAGCGCGGGCGAGCUCGUGCUCCACCCGCUUGCACUGUACCCGCCGUCGUCGCGCGCGGUUGUGUCAUGGCUCAAGGCUAUCCUGGAUCGCGUGACGCAUCUCGUCGACAUCCAAGUGCCGCCCCGCGCGUCCGUGUGCUGGCGCAACAUUGAGCACGUCUGCAGCGUCGCGGCGAGCGUCGUCUUCCACUUUGAUCCGGACGUGCCGUCGACGAAGCGCCGGGAUUCGACCAUGGACGACACUGCGUUCUGGAAGUGUCGGGAAGAACUCGACGGCGAGCGUGACCUUUGCGAGUCGCUGCUCAACAUUUGGCAGCGUUGCGCGUCGCAGCUCACGUUCGACUUGGACGCAACCUUUGGCCGCACGGCGCAGCCCCGCGCGAGCCUCACGACGACGCCGUCGCAGCGCCCUAGCUUGACCAUGUCGAACAGCAUGCCCAAGCGCGGGAGCUUUGCCCCGUUGGUGCCGUCGGCGCUCAAGCCGUUUCCGGGCGGCGCCAUGCGCCAGAUUCUCGGGCUCGUGCUGCGCUCCAUGUACCAGGUCUUGUACGACGACGAGGCCAAGGACGAUUGCGACGAUGAAAGCUCUUCGUCCGACGACGACGAUGCGAGUCGCGCGCCGGCGCGCCGCCGAAGCCGCCUCAACUCGAUGCCGCUGCCGAUGGACGCGGUGUUUGUCGCAAAGCUCAACAAGCUCGACUACUUUGUGCAGGUGCUCAAGCUGCCCCAGUUUGUCGCGACGAAGGAAGACACGUCGCUCGUGCACUGGUUCGUCCUCGAGCUCGCGCGUCUCAUGCACCACACACAGUCGCUCUGCGCGUCAGAACCACGCUGGAUGGAGUCGGCGCGCCCUCAUUACGCGCUGCCUGCAAGUGACGCUCGCGUCACGGACGAGCUGCGCCACAUGCUGCAGCGCGAGGACUUUGUCUUGACGGAAACCGAGGUCUACCGCCGUGACAUGUUUUACCACGAGCACCUCGAGACGUUGCGCGACUCGCGGCUCAAGAAGCGCGCGGCGUUUCAAAGCGCUGUCGAGAACGAGACGGACCAAGCGCGUAGUGCGAUCCAAAUCGUCUUUUCGGCGGGUGUCCAGGCGCGGCCCUCGUCCGACCCCGUGUGGCGUAAGCGUGUGCUCGCCAAGGAGUACGACGACUGGAUGAAACUUGAGCGGCUUCUGCGCUGGAACAUUCAGCACGUGUGGUCGGCGCAGUUUGAGACAACUGCGAGCAACUGGCAACUCGACGCGUUCACGUCGUCCAAGUGGCAGCGCUGUCGUCUCCUCCCCGACGUUGCGCGCAGCGAGCCGUACACGAAACAGCAGUCGCGCGCCAACGCGUCGACGACCGACGCCUUUCUGGCGCAAGAGAGCGGAGCCGAAUCGGGCGCGACGUCGCCGUACCUCGACGACUUGGAGAUUGAGGAAGAGUACAACAACGACACGGAAGACGACGAGUCUCAUACUGUGAACCACCUUCUCGGACACCAAGACGACGACAGCGCGAUCGAAGUCCAGAUCGCCGCCGCCAUUGACGAAGCGACAGCGGCACUCGAGCGCGCGCGGUCAGCGUCCAUCCUGGGUGUCGACGGACCACCGUUGCCGACACCGGCAGUGCCUGUGGACGACGCGCCGACGGCGCCGGCCGAGACGUCGUCCGAGACGAAGCGCGCGUCCAUGUCAUCGCGCUUCAUGACAGGGUUUGGUCGAUUCCGCAAACCGUCGUCCAUGUCGUCGGACCACAACGACCCGACUGAGGCGACGACGACACCGCCGCCACCACCGACAAGUGCAACGUCUCUGUCGCCCAAGGCGGCCGACAAGAAGAAGGUCGCGGUAAACGCGAGCUUCCGCACGACUGCGUAUUUGCUCUUGCCCGAGGGCCGCGUCGUGUACGGCAUGUUCCGCCUUGGCCAGGCGAGCAUCGUCUUUGAGGGCGAAAAGGUUGUCGACGAAGACAAUAUCGACGCCAAGACGGGUCUCGUGCUUCUCAAGCGACGCAUCUUUAGCGUCCGUGUCGUCAAAGCCGUGUACCGGCGCCGGUUCCGCCUCGACAUGGGUUGCGGCAUGGAGAUUUACUUUGUCGACGGCACAUCGCUCUUGCUGGGGUUUGACUCGGACCAAGACGUGGACAUCGUCUACUCGGUGCUGCGCCAGCGCAAACCGCCGUGCCUCGUGACGACCAAGCGCCUCUUGACCGGCGAUCGCCUCGUUGCGCACUCGACGUGGCACGCGACGACACAGUGGGUUCGCCGAGAGAUCUCCAACUUUGAGUACAUCAUGUUGCUCAACGUGGCGGCGGGGCGCUCGUACAACGACAUUGCGCAGUACCCAGUGUUUCCGUGGGUCCUCGCCGACUAUGCGUCCGAGACGCUCGACUUUGAGGACCCGAGCAUCUUUCGCGACUUUGCCAAGCCCAUUGGCGGCCAAACAACCGAAGCCCUCGAGAGUGCGGGCGCGCGCUUUGCGUCGUCCGGUGCGUUCCCAUACCAUUUUGGCAGUCCGUACUCGAGCCAGGAUGGUGUGCUCGGCGCCCUCGUGCGUAUGCAACCGUUUACGCUAGCGUUUGACGCGCUCCGAAAGCCCGCAUCGUACGCCUUGACGUCGAUCCCGGCGCUAUAUGCGCAGUGCACGUCGUCGACGAAUGAGCGCGGGUGGGAGCUCACGCCCGAGUUUUAUAUGUCGCCGCACUUUCUCAUGGGCAGCGUGCGAUUCGAGGCCGUGGUCUUGCCGCCGUGGGCCCACGGAUCUGUCGACGCGUUCAUUCGCACCCAAGUCGAGGCGCUCGAGAGCGACUACGUCUCGUGCCACCUGCACUUGUGGAUCGACUUGAUUUUCGGCGUCAACCAGCGCGGCCCCGACGCGGUCGCCCACGGCAACGUCUUCCACCCCGAGUGCUAUCCGGACAACUUGAAACUCAAGCUUCUCGACAAGUGCGCGCGCGACCGCAUCGCGCAGCGUGGUACGGUGCCAUCGCAGCUCUUCCACAAGGCGCACCCGACGCGUCUCUCGGUCGACGACGCGCUCGAGAAGCGGUACCCUGCGUCGCACGCCCUCGCGAGCCUCUCGUCGCGCAGCCAAGUGCGUCGGUACGAUGUUCCGUCGCGCCACGAGAUGGCGCUCUCCAGCGUCCGCUUUUCGACCGCGACGGCCACGGGCCACGGCAUGGGCGUCGUAAAGAACGUUGCGGCCAAGGUCAAGGCCUCGGACGAUGCACCCGCGGGGUCGGUCGUUUACACGACGGACGAGAGCGGCCUCGUGCUCGCCAAGCGGUACCAGAACGCGACGCCCGACUCGGCCAAAGGCGCGCCGUUCACGCUCCAGGAAGUCGAGCAGUGGUGGCGGCUCCCGGCCAUGUGCUCGAUCGACGAUGGUCUCGUCUUUUACGAGCACAUGGUGAGCUGCGGCUACUUUGACGGCAGCUGGCGCAUCCACUGGUCGGCCGAUGGCGAGCUGCUCCAGCGCAUUGCGUUCCACAAGCAGCGUAUCUUGUGCAUGGCGCGCAGCGAAGACGAUGUCACGGGCGACGUCGCACUCGCGUUUGGCAGCGAAGACUGCACGAUCUCGGUGUGGGCCAUCUCCAAGUACGCCGCGAGCCGCCCGCGCCGGAUGUUUUCGUCGGGCAGCAAGAAGGAGCUGCCGGUCGGCGCGCUGCCGUGGGUGCUUCUCGUGGGCCACACGCGGCCGGUCGUCAGCGUCGCGCUCAACGUGCACUUGGACAUUGUCGCGAGCACGUGUCGCGGCCACCGCCUUCUUUUGCACUCGCUUCGGACGUCGUGUCCGCUGCACACGAUGGACCUCUCGCUCCCGAGCGUCGUCGACACGAGCAUCUACCUCACGAUUUCGUGCGAAGGCACGAUCUUGUCGCAUGCGGUGCACACGCUCGACGCGUCGGCGUCCGACUGGCGCAACACGGCGACGCAGUCCGAGCUGGCGCUCGUCUCGAUCAACGGCCGCGUCGUCUCGCGCGUGCAGAUGAAAGACAAGGACGAGCCGCUCGCGUUGCUCCAGCGCGGCGUCGUCUUUACGAGCGACGGGCAGUUUGUGAUUACGGCCAGCGCCGGGCGCGACGGUGGCCUUGACGUGCGCCCGAUCGGUGACCUCACGUCGGUGAUUCGCCGCAUCGAGACGAAGCGAUCGUGCGCGCUCACGUGCUUUGGGCUCUCGCAAGACGAGCGCUGCGUCGUCGCGGGCUACGAAGACGGAUCUCUCGUCAUGUAUGCGCUUCAUUACGGCAUCCGCGACGCGGGGCGCGUUCUCAGCGACAAGAAGGCGCGCGCCGAAGAGGCUGCGGCGUUUGCGCGUGCGACGGCGUCCGUUGUCAACGACAUCAAGGAGGCGACGACUGUCUUCCUUCCCAAGGGCAAGUACUCGUCGGCGCUGGAUCCUGUUGUGCUUGCAAACAUGAACAAGCUCUUCCUUCUCUCGAAGCGGCCGUGCGUCGGCGGCAACAGUGACUACGAGGAGCUACUCUGCACCUUCUGGGGCAUCAUCUACUCGUCGACGGACGCGCUCUUUGACCCGGCGUUUGAGCGCAGUGGCGACUCGUGGAGCCGCCUCGGCUUCCAGCGGCCCGACCCAACGACCGACUUCCGCUCGGGCGGUCUUUUGAGUCUCAAUUGCUUCAUCUACUUUGCGACCACGUCGAUCGAUGAGGUGAAGCGCAUGACGAGCUCGCAGAUCCCGGGCUCGCACGAGCACACGUACCCGUGGGGGCCCGUCGGCAUCAACAUCACAUGCUUGCUCGCGCGUCUUCUGUGGCAGAACGACGGCGAGCUCUUCCUCGAGCGGGAAAACAUUUGGCCCAUCUUUGCCAACGCCGAUGCGUUCUACACGCUCUUCGCCGAAGUGUUUUUGCUCUUUGACUGCAUCUGGUGCGGCAUGAACGCCCAGUACAGCUCCUUCUCGGUCGUGAUGGAGUUUACAAUGCAGCAAGUCAACGAAGUGCUCAAGGAAAACCAUGGAUCGCUGAGCAACCUUCAGUGGAACAUCCAGAUGCGCCGCGGCCAGUUCCAACAGAGUUUCACGCCGGACCCGAUCGUCGCGCAAGUGACCGAGACGGCGCCAACGUCGUCGAUGUCGUCGUCGGCGAUUCCCGACAGCUUUAACCUACUGGACCUCGCGUCGCCACCGCGCAUCGCGGCUACGACGGACCCCUUUGACGUGUUUGACCCGUUCGCGGCCAACACGCUUAUCAACGUCUCGUCGACGCACUCGGUCGACAUGUCGACGAUGCCCACCAACUUCAACUCGAACGGGUCGGGGCACUACGACCCGUUCGCGGGCCUCGACUAG